This is a messenger RNA of Salvia miltiorrhiza (redroot sage), 1362 nucleotides long. Its product is annotated as thioredoxin M3, chloroplastic. Lineage: Eukaryota; Viridiplantae; Streptophyta; Magnoliopsida; Lamiales; Lamiaceae. Gene Ontology annotation, molecular function: oxidoreductase activity, acting on a sulfur group of donors, disulfide as acceptor. The transcript has 2 exons. The coding region runs from base 676 to 1176 and encodes 166 amino acids. The record is from RefSeq and is a predicted model, not a curated record. Gene Ontology annotation, cellular component: cytoplasm.
CGUCUCUUUACUCUCUUAUCCAAGUGAAAUACCAAAAACUUAUAGUCCAAUAGUUCUAUGAAUGUGAUAUAAAACUUACAAAAUCAAUGUUCAUUAAUUUUUCUUUUCAGAUUUUGAAUAUUUUUUGUAAUUUAGUUACAUCACUUUAAUUUUUGUGAUGUAUUGACAAAGUUUUUUUUUUUUUUUAAAUAAUCGCUCGUUUAAAAAAAAAAAAAAACUUGCGUGUGUGAAUUGGUCUAAUAAUUAAUGUUAAGAGGCCAAAAGUUUUUUGUAAAUUUUUUUCUUAUUUUUGCCCAAUUUAAAAGAAGUGCAUGAAAUUUCGUCAAAAAAAGAAGUGAAAGAUUGUUGAAUGAUCUCCUACAAUUAAAAAACAAGAAUAAAACAUAGCUUGAUUUAAAGAAGAAAAGUUGUUGGUUUUCAAUCGCCAUCUCCACCCGAAAAUCAAAAACCCACGUGAAAGAUUGUUGAAUGAUCCACUGCCGUUCCAUUACUUUUCUGGCUAAUCCAAAUCCUGCUAAAUAAAUUAUCAAUUUCCUCGCGAUCAAUUUUCCGCAACUCCUCACUCGCACGCGGCGACAAACCGCGAUUACCAUAUGCGUGCACGUACAGAUUUGCACGCAGUAACCAUCAAGAUUUGCCGAUAUUUGAAGUGAGUUUUUGCUUGUCAAUUGAAAAAUGGCCGCCUCUUGUUGCUCCACUGCUGCCGUCUUCUCGAUCUCCCGCCCCCAAACUCGGCAGCGAUUUGUCUCAGCGAGUCAAUUGCCGCAGAGCAACCGCCUCGGGCUCUCGAUUUGGGAUCAGAGGAGACUCGAGGCCCGAAAAUCAGUGCGUGCCUCCAGCCUUGGGGAUAGCAAAACUGCAGCUGUGACUGGCAAAUCAUGGGACAAACUAAUCAUAGACAGCGAGUUACCUGUGCUGGUGGAGUUCUAUGCCAGUUGGUGUGGACCCUGUCGCAUGGUUCAUCGAGUAAUUGAUGAGAUAUCCAGUGAGUACUCGGGGAGGCUAAAAUGCUUUGUUCUUGAUGCGGCCAUUGACUCACAAGUUGCUGAAGACUACGACAUCAAGGCUGUGCCAGUGGUCCUGCUGUUCAAGAAUGGUGAAAAACGCGACACUGUUAUCGGCACCAUGCCUAAAGAUUUCUAUGUGGCUGCCAUUGAAAGGCUUCUGUCUUCAUAGAUCUCUGAUUUGGCUAUCAAGAUGGAAAGAUACAAAUUUGAAUAUCCUAAUUUGAGGCAAAGUACCGUUAGCCCGGCUGUGAUCUUUCAAGCAAAACUCUCUCUCUAGUUUUGCCACUUUUGUGUGUACAGGUUUUGGUGUACCCAACUGUUUCUGCUAUCAAGAAUGUGAAGAUUCGUUUAUUUA